This is a messenger RNA of Strongylocentrotus purpuratus (purple sea urchin), 2782 nucleotides long. Its product is annotated as matrilysin. Gene Ontology annotation, molecular function: zinc ion binding; metalloendopeptidase activity. Gene Ontology annotation, cellular component: extracellular matrix. Bases 148 to 1665 code for a protein of 505 amino acids. NCBI's taxonomy places the organism in Eukaryota, Metazoa, Echinodermata, Echinoidea, Camarodonta, Strongylocentrotidae. The transcript has 9 exons. Gene Ontology annotation, biological process: proteolysis; collagen catabolic process; extracellular matrix organization. The record is from RefSeq and is a predicted model, not a curated record.
GUGGCAUUAACUUCUAAAAAAAACUCGUCACCUCCAGUAUUACUCUGGCAAGGAGAAGUUAAAGCAAGGAUUGUUGAAUAUCAUCGAGGAAGAAAGGGUUCCAUUUAGAGUUUGAGAACAAACACGGUAGUAGGGAAAGAUAGGAAGAUGAUGCCGAGAUUGGUAGUACUCCUCCUGGGAUGCUGUCUGGUGGCUGUCGGCUCUAUGGCAGCAGAACCAAUUGAAACCCAGGAACAGAUUUGGACAUUCAUGAAGAAAUAUGGCUAUAUCACUGAGAACGACAUGGUGAAUGGAAUGCCAAAAGAUGAGGAAACCAAGACAAAAUCCAUUACAUACUUCCAGAAAAUGGGAAAUAUGACGAUGACAGGAACCCUUGAUGAAGAGUCCAUGGAGCUGAUGAACACACCUCGCUGUGGCAUGAAAGACAUGGAAUCCUUUGCCGAUAUGAUGAGAAGAAAACGGUAUGCCCUGGGUCCGAGGUGGCGCCAGACCGACCUGACGUGGAAUAUCCUGGAAGACAGCGAUGAUCUACCCCGUGCGCAAGUAGAGAGUAUCAUGGCACGAGCUUUCAAGGCUUGGAGUGACGUCUCCACUCUAACUUUCCGCAAAGUGACGACGAAUGAGCCUGACAUCAAGAUAAUCUUCGCUGCGGGUGAACACGGGGAUGGGAUAGAGGCCAGGUUCGAUGGUGGUGGUGGUGUUCUAGCGCAUGCGUAUUUCCCCUCCUCAAGCUCACUUGGAGGCGACGCACAUUUCGAUGAAGGCGAGAUGUUCACGGAAGGCACCUCUAGAGGAAUCAAUCUUUUCCAAGUCGCUGCUCACGAGUUUGGUCAUAGUCUUGGUCUCAGACACUCUGAUAUCGAGGAUGCCCUUAUGUUCCCAUACUACAGAGGAUACGUACCAAACUUCCAGCUUCAUCGAGAUGAUAUUGCUGGUAUUCAAGCUCAUUACGGAGAAGGAAACGGGCAGCCAGAAGAGCCAGACACGCCCUCUACGCCAUUGGACAACUGCAUGCCUCAGAUUUCUCUGGCGACACGGACGGAAGAUGGCAGUGCCUACUUUGCUAAUGAAACGCACGUGUUCCGUCGAACGAGUGAAAACGUAAUUCCUGCCGGUUAUCCGAAGAGAAUAGGUGACGAAUUCCCCGGUCUUCCAACCAACCUAGACGCUGCUAUCUUUUAUUCUCCAUACACCUACUUUUUCAAGGGAAGUCAAUAUUGGCGUUUUCGAGACCAAGAAAUGGCUGGCACUUAUCCGAGACCGAUGUCCGCCUGGCGGGGUGUACCAACCGAUGUUGAUUCGGCUUUCGUAUGGAGCCGCAAUGGUAGAAUCUAUUUUACUAAAGGAGAUCAGUACUAUCGCUACACUGGUCAAGAAAGCUCAUUCUACCCACAACCCUUGAGUCAUUUUCGUGGGCUUCCAAGUGAUGGUGUAGAUGCCGCCUUUCAGUAUAGCAACUCUAUUACUUAUUUCUUCAAGGGGUCAGAUUAUUACCGGUUUAACGAUCGCGCUGUCGAGGUGCAAAGCGGAUAUCCGCUGAAUACGGCUAUCCAAUGGUUAGGCUGUGAUCCGAAUGAGCUACUCCUUGGCGAUGCGACCGCAAUGGUUCCUUCGAUGGUCGCUGUUCUCUUCUCUGCUCUUUCUGCUCUUUAUUAUGCUUUUUAAAGUCAUUUUUAGAAUGGAGUGCAUAAAGUUUCAGCAUCAACCAAAGUAAAAAUAUUCUUAUCAUAUUGAUAUAUUGUACAUUCUGCUUCUCUUCCAUUUUACUUUGUUCAUCAAGAAGUGAAACCUCCCGAAUCUGUUAUUAGUAACUCGUAUUAUAAUCAAAUAUUCAGCGAAAUAGAGUCUUGAUUCCCCCCCCCCCCUCUCUCUCUCUCUCUCUUCCCAUACCUCCAAAGAACAAGUUAUGUCUCAUUUUUAUCCAUUGAAUCAAAUCUCAAGUAGCCUAACUCCUUUAACUUGCCACUGUACACUUCAAGAAAAAACUAUCCAUUCUUCAAUUAUUAAAAAAUGUAAAAUUAUAACGUAGUUAGAAAUGUCUGAUGGAUAAGCUCAUACCCCUGUAUAAAGUGCUCAAAGAUCAGUUACCAUAUAUUAUUUCACGGCUGCCAUAAAGUGUAAAUAUCAUUAUCAGCAUACAAGUCAUAAUUUAAUAAGCGCUCCAAACACACACGCACUCGCACACACACAUGCACUCGCCCACACACUUGCACAUACAUAAAUAAGAACAUGAAUAAAACGUUUACCAGAAGACAUACACUUACAUAAUAUACAGGUUACACAAUACAAACACUAAACGCAUUUCAUGUUAUGCCUGAAGAAAUGACUUACUACAUUAUAUGGCUGUUGCAAUGAAUUGGUUUCUGAAUAUACUAUAUGUUAUAGGUUUGGUCGCCCAUAUAAUUUUCCUGACCUGAGGCCGCCAUCACGUUCAAGAUCAGCUUAAAGCCUCGGUCACAAUGCCAUUACGAACUGCUACGAACGCCGUACGAACGAUUUUCAGACAAUGACAAUUCAGGAAGUCAAUGGGAAAACAGGAAGCGAUUCGUACGAACCUUUGUGACCGUAGCAUAAGAUGACGGUCUUCUGCGUUUUUCAGUUUUGAAAUCAUUUGUAAACUUCGUUUUUUGAAAGGUAUAAUUAUUUCAUUUAAUUAUAUUAUGAUAUGAUUAUAUAUGUAUUUUAACUUUGUUUAAAUGAUAUCUAUGUAUUUAGUUUGUAUAUUACUUUCUAUUAUGUUGAAAAAUGCAGAAAUAAAAUCAAACAAAGAGACAAACAAUAA